This is a messenger RNA of Ricinus communis (castor bean), 1410 nucleotides long. Its product is annotated as protein BRI1-5 ENHANCED 1. The record is from RefSeq and is a predicted model, not a curated record. The coding region runs from base 186 to 1175 and encodes 329 amino acids. The transcript has 4 exons. Gene Ontology annotation, molecular function: oxidoreductase activity, acting on the CH-OH group of donors, NAD or NADP as acceptor. NCBI's taxonomy places the organism in Eukaryota, Viridiplantae, Streptophyta, Magnoliopsida, Malpighiales, Euphorbiaceae.
AUAUAUAUAUAUAUAUAUAUAUUAGUCGCACACGCAAAAUAAACAAUAGCUAUCAUAAUAAUAAAUAAGAGUGGUGUAUAAAUGCUAGCUGCUGCAUGUUGUGACAUGUAACAUUUAUAAAAUUCUUGUAAUUAUGGGGUUUUUAAGGAGGUAGCUAGCUAGGUAAACGAGAUCUACUACAGCAGAUGGAAGAGGAGAAAGGCACAGUUUGUGUAACUGGCGGAACCGGUUAUGUUGCUUCUUGGCUGGUUAUGAGACUUCUUCAACGUGGUUACUCUGUAAGAGCCACUGUUAGAUCCGACCAAGAAAAGAAGAGAGACCUCAGUUAUAUAACAAACCUGCCAGGAGCUGCGAAAAGGCUAAAAAUUUACAACGCAGAACUGAACAAGCCAGAGAGUUUUAAAGAGGCAAUUGAAGGCUGUGUAGGUGUGUUCCACGUGGCUCAUCCGAUGGAUGUUGAAGGGAAAGAAGCAGAAGAAACUGUGACGAACAUAGCAGUUGAAGGAUUGUUGGGCAUACUGAGUGCAAGCUUGAAUUCAAAGACAGUGAAAAGAGUUGUUUAUACUUCAACCGCAGCAACAAUAAUGUACAAUGACAAAGGUCUAAGCGUAACAGAUGAAAAUACAUGGAGUGACCUUGACAUUUGUAGAAGAAAGAAGCAGUCUAUAAGUUCUUCGUAUUUGGUUUCCAAAACAGUAACUGAAAAGACGGCCCUGGAUUUCGCAACAAAACAUGGGUUGGAUCUUGUCACGGUUGUCCUUCCCUUGGUUGUUGGACCCUUCAUUUGUCCUUAUAUCCCCGGUUCUGUCUACUUCGCUCUCGCUGUUAUCUUUGGGAAUGCAGAGCUGUAUAAAGAUGUUAAUAAUUUCUAUAUGGUGCACAUUGAUGAUGCGGUUGGUGCACAUAUAUUCCUCCUUGAAAAUCCUAAUGCAAAAGGGAGAUACAUUUGUUCUUCCAUUCAAAUGACCACUCACGCAACGGUCCAAUUUCUUGCUUCGAAAUACCGUCAAUUUCAUAUACCCGCCAUGGGUGACUUGAAGGAAAUAGAGGAAUCUAGCAUAUCCAAGCUCUCAUCAAUGAAACUCUUGGACUUGGGUUUCAAGUAUGGGUUUGGCAUUGAAGAGAUGUUUGAUGGAGCUAUUCAGUGCUGCAAAGAUAAAGGGUUUCUUAGUUAGUUGAUGAUUCAAACAACAAGUCAAAAUUUGUAUAACAAAUUCUUUUUUUUUUUUAACAAAAUAACAAUUCUUUUUUUUUUUAAUAUCUUUUGUUGUAUAACCAAUCCACACAAAGUAUUACAUGCUUUGUGCUCCUGUAUUGUAAAGUAUACAACACUCAUUUUGAAGAUUUUUUAGAUAGAUUCAAUUUACCGUAUUAUUUUAUAGAUAAUAGUAACAUGUCGUAUUUAUAUUA